This is a messenger RNA of Sceloporus undulatus (fence lizard), 586 nucleotides long. RefSeq names its product mitochondrial ribosomal protein L51 (gene MRPL51). NCBI's taxonomy places the organism in Eukaryota, Metazoa, Chordata, Lepidosauria, Squamata, Phrynosomatidae. The transcript is spliced from 3 exons. Gene Ontology annotation, molecular function: structural constituent of ribosome. The record is from RefSeq and is a predicted model, not a curated record. Gene Ontology annotation, biological process: translation. Gene Ontology annotation, cellular component: mitochondrial large ribosomal subunit. Bases 95 to 490 code for a protein of 131 amino acids.
GCCGAGGUGCAUUGUGGGAAGGCUCUGGCGUCCAAAAUGGCGGCGCUCUGAAGCAGCGCGGCUUCCCUGAACCGUUUUCGGCGCUGAGAGCUCGAUGGCGGCCGCGUUGUUGGCAGCGACCGCACGUUGCUUGUUGGGCCGCGGCCUCUUCGCUCCUCCCGAGGCUCUCCGGCUGUUUACGACAGGCGUUCCUAACUCCUUCCGUGUAAGGGAGCCCCCCCGCCCCAAAGAGGUUGACCGAUGGACAGAAAAACGAGCACUAUUUGGGGUCUAUGACAACAUUGGAAUUCUGGGGGACUUUUUAGCUCAUCCCAAAGACCUGAUAAUUGGUCCAAAAUGGUUGCGUGGCUGGAGGGGGAAUGAGCUGCAAAGAUGUAUCCGCAAAAAGAAGAUGGUUGGUGACCGAAUGUUUGUUGAGGACUACCACAACCUGAAAAAGAGGAUUAAAUUUUUGUACAAACGUUUUAAUCGUACAGGAAAGCAUCGCUAAGAGUAGCAACUCAAGAACUGACAUUUGUCCCCAAGUACUUGGUGCGUUCAUGGAAACUAUUAAUUCAUCACUAAUAAAGUCACAGUCUGAAAGAUG